Molecule: messenger RNA, 1917 nt
Organism: Camelina sativa (false flax)
Lineage: Eukaryota; Viridiplantae; Streptophyta; Magnoliopsida; Brassicales; Brassicaceae
Product: putative E3 ubiquitin-protein ligase ARI15
Biological process (GO): protein ubiquitination
Molecular function (GO): ubiquitin-protein transferase activity; zinc ion binding
Source: RefSeq, a predicted model, not a curated record
UAUAAGAAAUCUCUCUCACAGUUACAGAACGCAAUAGACAAUAUUCUCUUUUUUACCUUUGGCUUCAAGUUUUGUUGUUGCUUACGGCGAAAGCUAUCAUCAUCAAUACAAACGAUGGAGAACGAUGGAGAGAGACCGUACUCUGUUCUAACGAGAGAUGGAGUUGAAGAAAAGAUGAAGAAACAGAUCGAUGAUAUCUCUGGAAUCUUCUUGGUGUCAAAGUCCGAUGCGACCGUACUCCUCAUGCGUCUCCGAUGGGACUCGCUUCGUGCUUCAGAGCGUUUGGAUGAAGACAAGGAGAAACUAUUGACUGAAUCAGGUUUGAAAUCAGUUGUAUUUGAUUCGAAUCUAGAUUCAUCUGAUGAUGAUGUUGUCUCUUGUGGGAUUUGCUCUAAGAUUGGUGGUGAGUUUUCUGGUCAGGGUAAAGUUGAUGAUGUUGAUGUUGAUUUGAUCUCCACGCCCUUUUGUGCUCACACGUUCUGCAAAACUUGCUGGAGCGAGUAUCUCGAGAAGAACUUCUUCUCUUUGGAGGAAAACAAAACUGCUAUCCCUUGUCCUCAUCGAGAUUGUCGGUCUGUGGUUGGACCAGACACAGUUGAGAAACUGACCGUACGUGAUCAAGAUAUGUACAAGAAGUAUGUUCUGAGGUCUUACCGUGAGGAGAACCGGGAAUUGAAGAUCAAACAGUGUCCUACACUGAAUUGCGGUUUCGAGAUUGAGUUUGAUCGGGAGAAAGAAGAUGACGAGCAUAGCUUAAACGUGGUGUGUCUCUGUGGUCAUGUCUUCUGUUGGAGAUGCAUGCUUGAGUCACACAGACCAGUGACCUGCAACAACGCUAAUGAUUGGUUGUCUAGAGACUUGAAGAACUUAUUAGAAGAUUCCUACAUAUCAUCGAGCCUCUCCUGGGUGGACAAGAACACGAAGACUUGCCCUCAUUGCUUUCGGCAUGUGCAGUUUGAUAGUUUUGGAUGGAGCAAUUUCGUAACUUGUGCCUGCAGUGGUCAAUUCUGUUGGAGGUGUUUGGGGCCAUCUGAAGGUCACGUAUUUGGAAACUGUGUUGCUCCGAGUCUUGAGAGGAUAGCAGCAAAACCAGUGAGUUCGUGUUUGGAUCUCUGGGAUGCGAGUCAGAUUUCACUUGCGCUAGCUAAAUCCGAGCUAGAAGCUUUCGAACCGACUGACUUGAAGGAGGAGCAAGACAUUAAGGUGAUAAAACAAGGACUCAUGUUGAUUGUUCAGUGCAGACAAUUCCUUAAAUGGAUCUGUGUGUACGACUAUCUCCACACAGAUUGUGAUAUGGCCAAGAGAGAGUACCUGCGAUUCCUGAAAGAACACGCGGCUACACUUGUCCAGAGUUUCUCAGAGACUAUAAAGAAGGAAGCAGAAAGGGCCAAAACUCUUGGUUGCGAGAGGGUCAAGUUAUCCACUGACAUAAGCAACAUUGGGAACUACUUUUACCAUUUCGUCAACACUUUGCGAGAUGGUUUGGUCGAGGUGAAGGCCAAGUCCUACGACAACUAUGGUGGUCCUUAUUGGUUGUGUGAUCGCUGCACAUAUGGGAACUCUUGGUUCAUCAAGAAGUGUAUGAUGUGCAUUGAUCCUAUCCUGUGAUCCGCCUGCAGCUGAUAUGUCCUGUGAUGAUACUGCAUCUGAUGUGUCCUGUGAUGAUCCUGCAUCUAAUGCGGACGAGCUAAGUGAUUCGUCUCUUCAUUAGGUUUCUGAAAGAUAAACAAAAGAUUUUAGGAGAGAGGAAGAACAUUGCAAUUUAAGUUCUUAUGAUUCUUUUUUGUCUUUCUUGCGUUCUGUUUUAGGAGGUUUUUGUAUUGGACUACCAAAUUUUAAAGUCGAAAUUGAUUUUGUUUUUUCUUUCUUCAUAGUUCACUGUUACAAUGCUUUGUGAUAAGCAAUGUUCUUUCUACC